AUGUUAAAUAAAAUAUUGAAUGAUAUUUUAGAAAAAUGGGAAAGAAAAGAAAUUAAUUUAUCAAAUAUAUGCUUGUGUUUUCAUUAUUUAAAAAAAGAUUUAACAACAAUAGAUGAUAAAAAUUAUUUUUUUAUAAAUGGCAUUAAUUAUUUAACUUUUAAAAAAAUUUUACAUUUAGCGGAAGAUCAAAAUAAUAGUAAUAAUAAAAAUCAAUAUUUAUAUCUUAUUUUUACCAAAUUUAUUUUUAGUUUAGAAUGUGACUUUAUAAUAAAUAAGAAUUUUUUAUCUAAGCAUAAGGAAUAUUAUUUAAAAGAAUUAGAUGUAUAUGUAGACAAAAAAGCAAAGAAAGGUGAAAGUAAAAAUAAUGAAGUUGAUAUAUUAGAUAAAAGAGAUAAUGCUAAAGAAAAAAGAAAAAAAAAAUUAAAUAAAGAAAAAGAGGAUAAAAAUAUUGUAAAUACGAAAAAUUAUGAUGUGAAUAAGAAAAAAACAGAAGACAAAAAUGACCUAAUUUUUUUUGAAAAAAUAGAUAUACUUAUAAAAAAUUUGAUAGACUUAAAAAUAAAUUCUAAUGAUAAUAAUGAAUUUUUAAAUUACAAGAUUUACUCUUAUUACUCAAUACUUAAAUUUAUUUAUUAUUUAUCUGAAAAUGAGGAAAAAAUUAGUAAAUUUUUCUUCAAACAUAUUAAAAAUAUAUUAUUUUCCAUUAUAAACGUAAAUUUAUCUGUAUUCCAUAAUGAGCAUACAAUGAGUAUAGUUAAUAAAAUUAUUUUCAUCAUAUUGAACUUAAAUGUUCAUGUUAUAAAAGAUUAUGAGAAAGAAUUUUUUAAUUUCCUAUAUAUGCAAUUAAGUCAAAAGAAAGUUUCCCUAGAUAUAAUUAAAGAUAUUAUUGUUUUAUAUUUAAAAAAAAAAAAUAAUAUAAUUUUAAAUAACGAAAUUUACAAAGAUAUGAACAAUUAUGCUAAUGAUAAUAUAAAUUUGUUUUUAAAAUACGGAAGUAAAGAAAAUUUAUAUUUUUUUCUAAAUGCCAUAAAUAUUUAUGAAAAAUUAAUUAAUUCCAAAAUAAGUAAUACAAAUAAUAAUUUAUAUGUUAUAAAACAUAUGGAAUAUGUAAAUAUUAAUCUCAGUAUUAAAGAUAUUGUUUUGAAUAUUAAUAAAUUAUUAGAAUAUUUAAUGAAGAUAUCUAAAGAUUAUAUAAAUAACGAGAAAAUGAGUAUUUAUUUAAAUGAUACAAAUUAUAUAUAUGAUAAGGAAGAAAAAAAAAAUGUAUAUAAUAUUGAAAAUGUUUUAAGAACAAUAAAUAAAAAAAAGAAAUGUAUUUAUAUAGAUAACUUGAACGCAGAUAAAAAUAGUAGUAGCAAUAUUAAUAAUAUUUUUAGUUGUAUAACCGAUAAUAUAUUUAAUUUUUUCAGAGGAGUUACAGUUAAAUUAAAUUCAGAAAUUAUAAGCAUUAACGCUAACUAUUUUGUAAAUUUUAUGAAAUUUUUUUUUAUAUACAAUAAUGAAAACGAUUUAUUUUUAUCAUACUUUUUAAAUAAUAAUAUUUAUAUAUAUGCAAAAGAAUUAUUAAACAAAUGUUUUGCUAUCUUUGAUGAAUUUGUAAAUUAUAUUGUUUACAUAUUUAGAAUAGUGAAUGUAUUAACUCAAAACAAGCUGUUAGUAAAAAAUGACUUAAAAGAAAAUAAAAAGGAAGAAGAUGAAAAGUUAUCUAAUAUAUUAAAUAAAAUAAAGGAAGUUGUAAGAUGUGAUAAUAUCACUGAUAUAUAUUAUAAAUUAUAUAAUAAUAAUAUAAAAGUUCUUUGUUUAUUUCUUAAAUAUUUAUCGCAUUAUACCAAUGAGACAAUAAAGGAAAAAAUAUUAAUUCAUUAUGAGCAUUUUAUUUUUUUUAUUUUUAAUGAGAGAGAUAACAUUAACUUCAAUUUAAUUUUUAAAAAUAAUAUCUCUUUUUAUUUAACUUUAAGAAUGUUGUAUACUUUUGUAAAAAUUAAAAAUUGUAAUUUUGAAAAUGUUCACAAUAUUUAUUUUAAAUUGAGUAAAUUAGAAACGGAGUUAAAUAUAAAUGAAGAAUGUUCAUUUUUUUAUAAAAAUAAACUGUUUAACAAUGUAUAUUUUAUAAAAAAAAUAAAAAUAUUUUUAUCAAAAAAUUUGGAUUCAAUUUUUUAUGAUAAAAAAAUUUACAUUAAUAAAAAAGAAAAAUUUGCAAAAUUUGAAAAACAGUUGGCAGGAAAAAUGAAUAAAACAAAUGAGAAUCUUUUAAAAAAAAAAAAAAAAAAUAGCAAGUCUAAUGAUGAUGAUGUUUACGAUAGAAAAAGAGUUAAAACAACGUAUGAAAAUAGUGAAAUAUUGACAAAAGAAACUUUAGAAAGUGAUCAGAUGAAUGAAUACUUAUCUCUAAGUAGCGAUAAAGAAAGCUCUGAUAGUAGUAACGAAAGUGAACUUUUAGAAAAAAAAAAAAAUAAAAAUAUAAAGAAAAGUUAUGUAGAAGAACAUAAAGAAUGGAGUAAUGAAAAUGAUACUUGUAUUCGAAAUGAAGAAAUAAAAAUGAAUAAUGAAGAAGAAAAUAAGGGAAAUGUCAUUAAAAACAAAGAAAAAAAAGAGAAAACUCUAAUACACAGUAAGUAUGAUGAAGAAAUAAAUAAGGGAAAGAAUAGAAAUAGAAUAAAAAAAAAAAAAAAAAUUAACAAUAAUAAUAAUAAUAAUAUAUUAGAUAAACAAGAACAAAAAGAUAUUGUUGUAAAACGUCCUAUCAUAAGUAACUUAAAUAAUAAAUCUAGUGUCAAAUCAGUAAAUGGAUGCAUAUCCAAAUUAAAAAGUAAAACAAGAAAUAAUAAGGAAAAACCUAAAAAUUCUUAUUCUAAAAAUUCAAACAAAAAUACUAUUAAUUUAAAUAAGUUAAAUAAUAUAAAAAUAGUAUCGUCCUCUGAUGCUAUAAACUCCUUAAACUACAUGAAACAAUCAAUUUUAAGUGAUUUAUAA
Plasmodium relictum is the source of this 2973-nucleotide messenger RNA. RefSeq names its product conserved Plasmodium protein, unknown function. The transcript has a single exon. The coding region runs from base 1 to 2973 and encodes 990 amino acids. NCBI's taxonomy places the organism in Eukaryota, Apicomplexa, Aconoidasida, Haemosporida, Plasmodiidae. The record is from RefSeq and is a predicted model, not a curated record.